Molecule: messenger RNA, 192 nt
Organism: Penicillium verrucosum
Lineage: Eukaryota; Fungi; Ascomycota; Eurotiomycetes; Eurotiales; Aspergillaceae
Exons: 1
Coding region: 1-192 (63 amino acids)
Source: RefSeq, a predicted model, not a curated record
AUGUCUGGAGAUGGACACAUUGCCCCUCAGUAUACAGCGAGGGCACCAUCCGUACCUGUGCGUAGUGAGCCGUCCAAUCGCGAUGAGAAGCUUGGCUUUGCAGGGCAAAGGAAUUAUGAGCAUGCAUUGCAGGUGGACUCGGGUCCUGAUCUGAGGGGAAGUAGCUAUGUUGAAUAUGAUGUGAAGCGAUGA